AUGGCGAUGAACUGUUUAUCUCUUCUACUAAACCAAGCAGUAGAGCGAGGAGAUUUUGGGUAUCAUUACCAUUGUCGAGACUCUAAACUAACCCACUUGUGUUUUGCAGACGAUCUUCUCAUCUUCUGUGAUGGUUCGAUCCAGUCAGUAAAGAGCAUCCUCACCAUCCUAAAAGAAUUCUCCCAGCUCUCCGGUCUAUCGGUAAACAUCUCAAAGACCUCGUUCUUCACCUGUGGUCUCGCUCCAUCAGAGGUUGAUCAGAUUGCCACAGAAACAGGCCUUACUCGAGAUGUACUCCCGGUCAGAUACCUUGGCGUACCCUUGUGCACAAAAAAGCUCUCCCUUGCUAACUGUGAACCCCUGAUACAGCAAGUCAAGCAGAAGUGUGCAACCUUCACAAUUCCAAAGAAAGUAAUAAAGCUCAUCAACUCACUUUGUGGAGCUUACCUCUGGAAAGGAACAACAGAAGGACAUCACUCUGCAUGUGUUGCUUGGGAGACAAUAACGCUGGCAAAGUGUGAAGGAGGCCUGGGUGUUCGUGACCUAAUACACUGGAACAAAGCUUGCUUGAUCAAACUAAUAUGGCUCCUCUUCUUUAGAGCAGGAUCGAUAUGGGUGGCAUGGUUCAUUAAAGAAAUCCUCUCAGGCAACAUCAGUAACUUCUGGAUCCUGAGAGAGAAGCAAACCCACUCAUAUACGGUGAAGAAACUUCUUCGAUGCAGAGAUGUGGUAUUUGAUUGGAUAAAAGUAAAGCUAGGAGAUGGUAGCAAUACCUUAUUCUGGUUUGCAAACUGGAGUCCCUUUGGUUGCCUCAAAGCCUUUCUGAAGCUUCCCCCAGCAUCAACACUAGGCACUAGACUCCACGCAACUGUCGCCGACAUCAAUCGCCGUGGAAACUGGUCGCUCCCGAGUCCUCGAUCUGAAGAACAAUUGCAGCUUCACACUUAUCUCACAACAGUCUCCUUGACCAACGAAGCGGACUCCUACAUAUGGCAACCAGAGGAAGUACAAUUACAGACAUACUCUACAGGUAUGAUCUACAACUUGAUCAAGGAGCACAAACCUUUGGUCCCAUGGCAUAGAGUGGUUUGGACUACGAGAGGAAUCCUAAAGCAGAAUUUCUUGACAUGGUUGGUGGUUUUGAAUCGAUGCCCAACAAAAGACAGGAUCCUGGGCUGGGGAUUACAGACUGAUCCGAUGUGUGUUCUUUGCAACUCAAACUUUGAAUCAAGAGAACACCUUUACUUCGAGUGCCCCUUCGCUUUCACCUUGUGGGAAACCCUGGCGCGCAAGGCUGGCUGCUCUCCGGUCCGCCAGUGGUCGCAAUGUCUCUCCACCAUGCAAUCACUGACCGCUCCGAAGCAUCUCAAACUAUUGUCUCUUCUAGCCUGGCAGACAUCGAUCUAUCUGAUUUGGACUGAGCGAAAUUCUAGGAUCCAUCGCCAACACCAUCGAUCAGCGACAUCUAUCAUCACCACUGCAACUUCUCUCAUAAAGAACAAGAUCUCCUCCUUCCGAGAAAGCAACCACCGCCUCUCCUCACUAAUGAUCCAACAAUGGCUGUAG
Raphanus sativus (radish) is the source of this 1566-nucleotide messenger RNA. RefSeq lists its product as uncharacterized. NCBI's taxonomy places the organism in Eukaryota, Viridiplantae, Streptophyta, Magnoliopsida, Brassicales, Brassicaceae. The record is from RefSeq and is a predicted model, not a curated record. Bases 1 to 1566 code for a protein of 521 amino acids. The transcript has 2 exons.